CUCCUUAGUUGAUCCCCACUCAAUUCAAUUCUUCGUUUUCCAAACAUUUCCACCGAACUGAACUAACGAAACCGUUUGCGAACGAUAACCAUGGAAUCGGCAUUGAUAUUUCUCGGAACUGGUUGUUCCGGUUCCGUUCCCCGCGUAAGUUGCCUCAUCAACCCUUCACGUCCUCCAUGCCCCGUCUGCGUUCACUCUCUCUCUCUCCCACCUCAUCUCAACCCUAACUACAGGUGUAAUACCUCUUUGUUAAUCGAUUAUUACUGUGAAAACGAUGGCGCUCACAAAUAUGUAUUGAUUGAUGCUGGAAAGACGUUCAGGGAGACUGUGCUUAGGUGGUUUGUUUUCCAUCACAUCCCAAGAAUUGAUUCUAUUGUUUUGACUCAUGAACAUGCUGAUGCAGUCCUUGGAUUGGAUGAUAUGCGUUCUGUGCAGCCUUCUAGUCACACGAAUGAUAUCGAUCCUACGCCUGUGUACUUAUCUCAACAUUCAAUGGAUAGCAUGGAAAAGAGGUUUCCUUAUUUUGUUCAGAAAAAACACAAAGAAGGGCAAGAAAUACGAAGGGUACCUCAGUUUUGCUGGAACAUAAUUGCCGAUGAUUGUAAUCAGCCAUUUUUUGCGUCAGGCUUAAAAUUGAUUCCUUUGCCGGUAAUGCAUGGAGAAGAUUACAUUUGCCUGGGCUUUCUUUUUGGUGAGAAAAAUAGGGUGGCGUAUAUAUCUGAUGUUUCACGGAUUCCAGCCAGUACAGAGUACGUUAUUUCAAAAAGUGGGGCUGGACAGUUGGAUCUUCUUAUAUUGGAUGCAUUGCGUAAGACUGGAUCACAUAACGUUCACUUUUGUCUUCCACAGGCUCUUGAAGCUGUAAAGAGGUUAUGUCCAAAGCGAACCCUAUUGAUUGGAAUGAAUCAUGAGAUUGAUCACCACAAGGACAACGAAUUUUUAAGGGAGUGGUCCAGAAGGGAAGGACUAUCAGUGCAGCUUGCUCAUGAUGGUUUGAGAGUCCCCAUAAACUUAUAGUAAGGUUGGAGAAGACCGAAAUAAUUUUAAAGAUUAUCUUGUGCUCCUACCACACAGUCGGGAAUCAAUAUUUUUACUAAAAGGAAAGGCACUUUUAAUCCUAUGUAAGAAAAGGAUGAUGACCCGUUGUGAUGGAUUCCUUCUUGUUCUAAUUGAAUUCUUGAACGUUGUAUACGAAGAGCAAAAUCUGCACCU
Molecule: messenger RNA, 1212 nt
Organism: Abrus precatorius (Indian licorice)
Lineage: Eukaryota; Viridiplantae; Streptophyta; Magnoliopsida; Fabales; Fabaceae
Product: putative hydrolase C777.06c
Exons: 10
Coding region: 91-1017 (308 amino acids)
Source: RefSeq, a predicted model, not a curated record